AUGGCCGCCGAUAAAGCCAAAUCCGCCAAAUACUCCGAUGAGGAAGAGGAUGUUGAGGAUCUUUUCGACGAUGCCUCUGAUACAAAAGCGGAAGAUGAGGAUGAUGCCGAGGAUCUCUACGACCCAAAAGAAGCGUUUCCCGUCGACUCUGAUCGGGGUGACGUCAAGGUCGGAUCGGCGCCUCAGAAACGCAAGAAAAAGUCGUGCGACUAUCAAAAGCCCAAGCGCAUCGUGCACAAGGACUCGAUUCCGCUUGCCGCGAAUGUUUGCCAGUUAUGUGGAGGCAGACUGGCCCCUGGGCGCGAUCAGACGCAAACGACAAUUACAUUGGUUCACCACUCGAUGGCGCACCUCGAUUUUCGACCGUUCCAGUGCUCAGAGUGCAAUUUCAUGGCCGCACGCCGGCAAUCAAUCACCCUUCAUCGCAAGAAGCAGCACAACCAAGAAGGAUCGCAUAUUGAUCAUCGUACGGCCAUCUACUACGCCAAGCUGAAACUGAUGUCCAUGACCAAUUUCCCGCUUCAAAUGAAGGACAUUGAGCGAUAUGUAGACAAUCAGCUGGCCCGCUUCAACGAGAGCCUAUCGAUUCAUCUGGACGAGGAGCGCGAGGUGGAGAAGAAUCAGUGCCAGUUGUGCGGCAAGAAGAUCACCCUUCAAAAGGACCCCUGCAUCAACACGAUAUGUAUCAUGCAGCAUUCGAUGAUACACAUUGAUCACAAGCCCUUCAAAUGCCCGCAAUGUGGCAUGGCCAGUCGUGCCAAGGACGAAAUCCGAAAGCAUCAACUCCGCCAGCACAAGCAAGCCGAAGAAGUAGUUGAUGACCGGACCACCCUCUACUUCUCCGACCUCAUCAACAUGGCCAAGUCCAACUUCCCCCUGCAAACCGAGGAGCUGGAGGUGCGCAUCGAGUUCGUGAAGAGCAAGCUGCGCGAGUUCGGCCCGAUCAAGGACAAGCCGGACUUGCCUGAAAAGCCGCCGCAGAGGCAGAGGGGCAGUACAUCGAGACCGAGGCCGGUAGCUGCAAUUUCGACCCCGGACGUGGCCGAACCUCCCGUGAAAAGGCGUCGCUCGCAGCGCGCCCGCAAGAACAACGACUCCCUCCAGGACUUCUACAAGGAGUUCGGGCUGGAUGAUGUUUCACCGAUCAAAGAGCCUGAGGCCCCAAGGCCUUCGCCAAGUCGAGCCGCAAAAGCUGUGCCGCCCCCGGACAAGCCCGCCGAGCCGAGCCCGAUGGACCUGCUGAACAUGAUCAACGAGGAUUUCAAGGCCAGCCCCGUGAAAAGGCGCAGCCCGAAAAAAGAAAAGCUUGCUGCUCAAACGACACCGCCGGGUCCUUCGCGAAAUGGAGCAACUACUAAAACUGCAACCACUUCUCCAGCAAAGGAUCGCGCCUCUAUCGAUGCGAUUGAUCGUCUUAAGCGAAUGCUUGAAGCCACCGAGGAUAAUGUCCCGUUUCAAGAUGAUCAGCAAGAGCAAGUGGAUGUACUGAUGCAACUCUUUGGGCAACCCCAGGCCAGCAGCGAAGCCGACGAG
This is a messenger RNA of Mesorhabditis spiculigera, 1533 nucleotides long. The record is from the annotation of a GenBank genome assembly. Lineage: Eukaryota; Metazoa; Nematoda; Chromadorea; Rhabditida; Rhabditidae.